This is a messenger RNA of Pseudocercospora fijiensis CIRAD86, 748 nucleotides long. RefSeq lists its product as uncharacterized. The transcript has 3 exons. Lineage: Eukaryota; Fungi; Ascomycota; Dothideomycetes; Mycosphaerellales; Mycosphaerellaceae. The coding region runs from base 7 to 501 and encodes 164 amino acids. The record is from RefSeq and is a predicted model, not a curated record.
UCGGCAAUGGUGCUAUUAGCAUCCUGGCAAAGCGAUGACGAUCAUACUCCUGGUACUGAGAUGGACGAACGAGAAACGUCUUGGGUGCGGUGUCUAGCGAUCCUGGACCACUAUGUCGAACAAAUCCACUCCGCAGAUCACGCGGUCAAGAUUCUUAAGACGAUUAAGGCUCAGAUCUGGAACACAUCACGCGCGAAUGCAAUGCAAGGAUCCAGUGAACAGCAGAGAGUCGAGUCGAAUAUGAGGUUACCUGCCGAGGUCAAUGCUGGCAUUCCUACCGCCGAGAUGUACCCUCAGCUAUCACUCGACGAUCCCGAGCUUUUCAGCACCGACAACAUCGCAGAGGCAUGGUACGGACAGCAGUUGGUGAAUUUGGAUUGGCUGGAAAUACCGAACCUCCUCUUCUCUGACGACUUCAAAGGCGCGACUUCGCUGGGUCCGAGGGUGCCAAACGAAACUCCCAACUGGCUUGUGGAUCAUUUGGUCGCGGGUCAAACUUGACGACAAGAGAAUUCUGUUUGAUGUCAACAUGACAGGAAGAGACGAGAUGAGGAUGCGCACCUUUACUGCAAAGACGGAAUCAUUGUCGAGAUAGUCGUCGCUCUCAGAAUCAUAGAUCUGAGUCGUAAGCAGCUCGUAUCCUCCCUUCUGGGCAAUCAUACGAAACAUGUGCGGUCGCGCGCAAGGUUGUUUCGUCCGAGCUUACUUGGGUUUAGAGGUAUGGGACAGGCAUCGAUACCUGCCAAUG